This is a messenger RNA of Topomyia yanbarensis, 627 nucleotides long. RefSeq lists its product as uncharacterized. Bases 1 to 627 code for a protein of 208 amino acids. The record is from RefSeq and is a predicted model, not a curated record. NCBI's taxonomy places the organism in Eukaryota, Metazoa, Arthropoda, Insecta, Diptera, Culicidae. Gene Ontology annotation, molecular function: nucleic acid binding. The transcript has a single exon.
AUGUCCCAAGAUCGAAUAGAAGCGACCGAUGAUGCUGACACGAUUGCGUGGCUUACAAAUGAAAUGAUACCAGCUGCACUGACUAUUGAAGAGAUUGAAACAGAAACAACACGAGACGAUGAACUUCAAGCUGUUAAGGAAGCGAUAUUCUCUGGAGAUUGGGAAGCGGUCUCAACUGAGUUUAAGACGGCAACUAUAAAAGAUGACCUUACCACGUACGGUGAAAUUAUAUUACGGGGAGACCGUAUCGUGAUUCCGAAACAGUUACGAGGUAAAGUCGUACAACUCGCUCAUUCUGGUCACCAAGGAUGCACCGCUAUGAAGGCACAACUAAGAGCAAAAGUAUGGUUUCCGUUGAUGGAUAAAGCUGUAGAGACUACGGUACGUGGAUGUAAACCCUGUAAAAUGACAGCGAUCCCUGACAGUCCAAAUCCCAUACUACGUCGUAUUCCAUCAAAACCCUGGCAAGACGUGGCCGUUGAUUUCAAGGAAGGGUUAGUAGGCGGUCUGUCAUUGUUUGUGGUAGUAUGUUAUACGACGCGGUUUAUUCAGGUGGAACCUAUGAAACCGGCUACGGUUCAGCGGGUAGCAGCAUUACUGCGGAUGUUUAGUGUUCUGGCCAUUUAG